Messenger RNA from Arvicola amphibius (Eurasian water vole), 2695 nucleotides. RefSeq names its product beta-1,3-N-acetylgalactosaminyltransferase 1 (globoside blood group) (gene B3galnt1). Gene Ontology annotation, cellular component: membrane. Bases 691 to 1686 code for a protein of 331 amino acids. The record is from RefSeq and is a predicted model, not a curated record. The transcript is spliced from 4 exons. NCBI's taxonomy places the organism in Eukaryota, Metazoa, Chordata, Mammalia, Rodentia, Cricetidae. Gene Ontology annotation, molecular function: N-acetyl-beta-D-glucosaminide beta-(1,3)-galactosyltransferase activity.
GGAGACAGAAGCCAUUAUAGAAGCCACAGAUGAGUGUUUGCUUACUGGCUUCGCUCUCCGUGACUUGCUCAGCCUGCUUUUUUAGAGCAUCAAGGACCACCAGGCCAGGGGUAGUGACACCCACAAUGGCCACAUCAAUCACAAACUAAGAAAAUGUCUUACAAGCUUGCCUACACCCCAGUCUUUGCAGGCAGUUUGUCAACAGAGAUUGUUUCCUCCGAGAUGACUCCAGCUUGGGUCAAGUUGACACAGAACUAGCCAGCACGGAGGAAAAAGGCCAAGGUCAGCAGAACGCUCUGUGUUAGACAGUGUCGGCAGAGAGACCGUGCAGCACCUCCGACAGCUACCCAAGGAUUGAUAACCACAGCCCAGAAGGAAGAGUCGGGUCUCCAGAAGCUGCAGCCUUGAUUCCUUCGAGGCACUGGCUUGAGCCCAAGACCAGCUUUGAUUAGCCGGCUACUGGACAAGGACACAGAACUAAGGUCACGUUUGUCCUUUCAUCGGGACCUCUGAGGAAAUCUUGGGUGUGAGCCUUUUAAGUAGCAUGUGACAGAAAUUUGGGCCAAGCCGUGAAAUUCAGGUGUGGUUCAGAUUUCAGCAACUGACGUGUGUUGAGGAGGUGGACACUCACCAAGAGCCUUUGCUCUGUCUUGUAGAGCCCGUGCCUUCUGUACUUCCCCGCUGCUGUGGAUGGCCCCGGCUGUCUUGACUACCCUUCUCAAUAGGAUGUCACUGAGAUCCCUCAAAUGGAGCCUCCUGCUGCUGUCCCUGCUGAGUUUCCUGGUGAUGUGGUACCUCAGCCUUCCCCACUACAAUGUCAUUGAGCGUGUGAACUGGAUGUACUUUUAUGAGUAUGAGCCAAUUUACAGACAAGACUUUCGCUUCACACUCCGGGAACAUUCGAACUGCUCUCAGCAGAACCCAUUCCUGGUCAUCCUGGUGACCUCGCGCCCCUCAGACGUGAAAGCCAGACAAGCGAUCCGAGUCACUUGGGGCGAAAAGAAGUCCUGGUGGGGACAUGAGGUCCUUACAUUUUUCUUACUAGGCCAGCAGGCCGAAAAGGAAGACAAGGUGUUAGCGCUGUCCCCAGAAGACGAACACCUUCUCUAUGGCGAUAUUAUACGGCAAGAUUUUUUAGACACAUACAAUAACUUGACCUUGAAAACCAUUAUGGCUUUCAGGUGGGUAAUUGAGUUUUGCCCCAAUGCCAAGUAUAUCAUGAAAACAGACACUGAUGUUUUCAUCAACACUGGCAAUUUAGUCAAGUAUCUUUUAAACGUAAACCACUCAGAGAGGUUUUUCACAGGUUACCCUCUAAUCGAUAACUAUUCCUAUAGAGGAUUUUUCCAGAAAAACCAUAUUUCGUAUCAGGAGUAUCCUUUCAAGGUGUUCCCUCCCUACUGUAGCGGGUUGGGCUACAUUCUGUCCAGGGACCUUGUGCCCAGGAUCUAUAAAAUGAUGAGUCACGUGAGACCCAUCAAGUUUGAAGAUGUUUAUGUUGGGAUCUGUUUGAAUCUGUUGAAAGUGGACAUUCAUAUCCCAGAAGACACAAAUCUCUUCUUUCUGUAUAGAAUUCACUUGGAUGUCUGCCAGCUCAGACGCGUGAUUGCCGCCCAUGGCUUUUCUUCCAAGGAGAUCAUCACGUUUUGGCAGGUCAUGCUGAGGAACACCACCUGCCAUUAUUAAGGCCGUACUUCAGACGUCCAGGGCAGGGUGCUCUCUAGGAAGAGUCAGGGUUCAGAGGGCUGGCUUCCCACUCUGAGACUCACGGAGCAGGCCCAGUCGGAAGCUCCGCGGCAUAAACUUACUAGUGAUUUGACUUCACAGACUUUCACGGGACUCCUUAAAGGUGAUGGAGGAGUGGAGCAACGCAAACAAAGGGUUUUGCUAAUGCAGUCAAAGGAACAAACGUCAUCUGGAUGACUCAGUCUCUAGAUUAUUAUUCCUUAAGAUUUCCCUGAAAGAAGAGCUGACUCGUCCACAACAACAAAACCAUGCAGAGUUGUAUUUAUUAGAUAGUCUCGUCUCAUGAAGCUCAGUGUGGAGCUUAGGUGGUAUUAUUUAUAUAUAUGUGUGUGUGUGUGUGUGUGUGUGUGUAUACAUAUAUACACAUACAUUUCUUGUAAAAGCUUUACUGAAGUUAUAUUGAAGAAUUUUGUCUGUAUUGUUUUCAUCCACGAGAUACUUGACAAUGUGGUAUUUCCGGGUUAUCAAAUAGUAUUUAAUGUUAUUUCAGGUUCCUAAGUGUUUAAAGGUUGCGGAGGCUUCAGUAUUAUUAUAUAGUGAAUCCCCUUUCACAUUUGAGUUUUGUUUUACUUCCUCCAUUCAGCAGUUUACCUUUGACAGCCCCGCUAGUGGGGCAUCAUAGCUUGUUACUGACUGACAGUAAUCUCCUGAGCUUUGUUGGGUAUUUUAUUGUAGAAAUAUGGAGAAUUAAAGCAAGAAAAUUCAAGAUUUCGUGCUUUUUUUUUAAUGUAGUACAAAUAUGUAGUCUUUCUAGAUGUCCUGCAUUUGUGCUUUUCUCUACAGACCCGGGGAGUAUUUCCUAAAAGCACAGAGGCUAGGGUGGUAUUAAGAGUAAGUACAGAGGUGUCUGAGUUGGAAAGGGAAGGCAGAAGGUCCUCGCUGCAUUGUUAACCCGCCCAGUGUGUUUUCGCUUCGUGAUCAGCUUGUGAAUAAAGAGUUUUCAACAACA